This is a messenger RNA of Danaus chrysippus (African queen), 369 nucleotides long. The record is from the annotation of a GenBank genome assembly. Lineage: Eukaryota; Metazoa; Arthropoda; Insecta; Lepidoptera; Nymphalidae.
AUGAAGUUCUUAAUAAUCCUCGCCUUGGUAGCUCUGGCUUCAGCUCGUCCUGAUGAAAAUUACGAUCGGUACGAAUACUUUGACGUGGAUGAACUGGUGUCCAAUGUACGUCUUCUUAAAGCUUAUAUAAAGUGUUUCCUUGGAGAAGGAAAAUGUACUCCCGAAGGCAGUGAAUUCAAAAAAUGGAUACCUGAUGCUAUACAAUCAAAUUGCGGCAAAUGUUCCGAUAAGCAAAAGCAUAUCGUAGGCAGGGUUAUUAAAGCCAUCAUUGACAAUCUUCCUGAAGAAUGGAAUAAGCUAAAUGCUAUGCACAACCCAGACGGAAAAUACGAUGAAAUCAUGAAAAACUUUCUGGAUAAAUACACAUAA